AUUUAUUUAUUUAUUUAUUUAUCACAAAAUACAACUAUCAUUACAGGAGAACCUAAUGCAAUAGUGUAUUGACAAUUUUACAGAUACUUAAUCUAAACUACUCUACACACUUAAAAUUAAACAUUAAUUAUAUUAGAGCAGGUACAGUACACUACUCUUGUGAAUUCAUUCAGAGUACAAUUAAAUAUAUCAAAUUUUCCCGAUUCUGACAUCGCAUUGAGCGUGCGCAGUGCACGCGUCAGGGGCGCGCGCUGGAGGAGGUUGGUGCGCGCGCGCGGCACCGCCAGCAGCGCCGGUCGCCGCCGCCGCGCCGUGUAUGCGUCCGGGACACAUAACUGAAUAAUUUCUAAAAUCCUCGGAUUAUGUAUUUUGCCACGAAGUACUUUAAAUAAAUAAGUGGUGACAGCUACAUCCCUCCUCACCUCAAUUUUAUAAUACCCCACCAUUCCUAAUACAAAAAGAGUCGGGUACAACAGCGGAUAACCUGGAUAAACACCAUACAUUUUUGAAUACAGAAAUCUGAUAAAUUUGUUCUGUAUGCGCUCGAGCAUCAGUUUAUAUUUGAGUUCAUGUGGUGACCAAACGACGGCAUUACACUCUAGAUGGCUCUUUACAAUGGCUUCAUACAGAGCUCUAAGGGCGUUUAUGUUAUUAAAUUGGUUACCUAACCGUAAUAUCAUCCCUAAAUUUCGGUAAGCUUUUUUACAGACACUUUUGAUAUGAGUCCUGAAAUUCACAUCAGCAGUGAAGCGCACACCUAAAUCCUUGCGCACACCUAAAUUAGUAAACAUUAGCCACAGUCAUGUUAUUUAGAGAUCAAAGGAACUAAUAUAUUCCCCGAUAUUAUGUUCGGAAGAAUUCGUAGGCUAAAUUUUUAUUCGGUAUCCUUGAAUUCUCCAUAAAACUAUUGUUUUUAGAGGGCAUAUCAUAUUAGCAAAUAAUCGCAAAUGAAAGUGAAGCGCGGUUAUUACGAUGUUUUCGUGAAUACUUGUGCUAGGUUUCCGUCCAACGUCGCCGUCAGGCACUACGUCGAUGGCGUCUACAAGAACUACAUGUACUCGGAGCUGUAUGGGGUGUGUGAGUACAUAUCACAGAAACUACAGCUGAUGCUCUGUAAUAAAGGAGUCAUUGGAUUGGUGUCAGAGAGGAACAUCAUCAUACCAUGUGUCAUAGCCGCAGCCCACAAAAGCUGUACCACGUUCAUGUUUGUGGAUCCGGCGCAAGACAUCGAGGCAAUAGCUAAAGACGUUGAAUUUACAACAAUAAUUAUCAUCAGAAAUAAUGAAAGUGAAGCUAAGACUGAACUAUUUGGUAAAGAACCGGAUGAAACAGUGUCUGUGUUUGACUUGGUCAUAAGUUUUUUUAGCUGUGAUACAAUAGCCGAACCACACAUCAAACAUACAGCUCACUCAUACAUAGCUAUGACUUCAGGCAGCACAGGGGAACCUAAGCAUAUACAGGUCCCCAUCCACUGCCUACAGCCCAACAUAACUGAUCUCACCAAAAUGUUCAACAUUACAACAGAAGAUGUUAUAUUCUUCUCAACACCGCUUACAUUCGACCCUUCAAUGGUAGAAAUAUUACUGGCAUGCAUGAAUGGAGCAUCUCUCCUUAUUGCGCCUGAUAGAGCAGAUGUGUUAUUCCCACAAAACAGAGCUAACUCGGUCACAGUCUGGCAAACAACACCAUCUAAGUUUUUACAGUAUUCCAAUGCUGAUAUCAAAAACAAAAUUUUCUGUCCAAACUCAACACUAAAGAUACUGGCACUUGGUGGAGAACCCUUCAAUAGCAUUAAGAGAAUACGGGAACUAAAACAUUUUGAUAACAAAACAAAGAUAUUCACAUUGUAUGGAGUAACUGAAAUGUCUUGCUGGGCCUGUGUGGCUGAACUGGACCUAAAAAAAAUUCAAACUGACAGGGAAGUGCCACUGGGUAGCUGUCUCUCUGAAACAGAACUCAUUGUUGAACAUGCUAAAGAAAAUAAAAAUACAGGAAAAAUUAUAUUAGUAAGCAAAACUAGAAAAUGUGUUAUUCUAAACAAGGCGAAAGGUCCAGAAGAGCUAAAUUCACUCAAAUUUUUGGACACUGGAGACAUCGGAGAGAUCAGAAAUGGUACUAUCUACUACAGAGGCCGCAAAGAUGAUGUCAUCAAGAGAUUUGGUCACAAAGUUAAUUUACAAAUGAUAGAAAACACCAUCAUGCAAUGUCCAAGAGUAAAGACUUGCUCAUGUGUGUGGCUACCAAAACCAAUGCUCCUGGCUGUAUACUUCUCCUCAGAAACUCUCAGCAGCCAAGAGUUAUCUGACUUCCUAAAAUGUAAACUUGAUGAUAAACAUUGGCCAGAUAAAAUUAUGAGGGUAGAUAACUUACCCACUAAUCCUCAUGGGAAAGUAUCAAAACAAAUAUUGAGUAAAAUGUUUGAAAAAUUAAUUGGAGUGCCACAUUCUGUAGAUUCUUUAAAAUUUAUGUUUCUAAAGGAGUUGAAGGCUGCGAUGAGUAGAAGCUUUACUUAUGAUCAAAUAAAAGAUAAAGACUUCUUUGCGUUGGGUGGAACGUCGUUCUUAGCUGUUUCAAUAUGUAACAAGCUGUCUCAGACAUGUCCACAAUUUUCGAAAGUAAUCCUGCCGUACUUGAUGACACAGAAGAAUACAAUAGAAGAGAUAUUGCAGAUAGCAAAAAAACAGAUGUCUGCGAAUGAAGCAAAACCUAAGAAGCGCGUUAAGAGGUCACGGUCAGACAGCGAGGCUAUGGGCCAGGCAGACUAUUUGUUACAAAAGAAAGCUAGUAUAUCGUCUAAUAGCUUCCCUGUGGAGUUUAAUGUGAUGUGGUCCCAUGAUACUGGGAAGUGUGUUGAUGCUUCUCCAACAUUGUUCCAGUCAGGCUUCAACUUAUAUGUAGCAGUGGGCAGCCAUUCUGGGAAGGUAGUUAUAUGCGAUGCCAUAACAGGCACUCUUAACGCUGAACUGGUCAUGAACACGAGGAUAGAAGCCGCUGUUCUCUGUUACUAUGACAACGAAGUCAUGCCUCCCUGUGGGAUAGUCGGCGGGUAUGAUGGAACCGUCAUCUGCUUUUGUCUAGACACCUUUAAAGAAAUUUGGAGAAUCAAUAUCAGGGCUAUGAUCAAGAGUAAAGCGGUAUGCUGUAAGGGAAAGCUGUAUAUCGCGGCUUAUGAUGGAAAAGUGAGGUGUAUAGAUAUACUGACUGGCGUAGUGAAAGACACAAUAAUUAUAACUGACCAGGCCAUUUCUGCUGACCUGGUACUGGCCAAGAGGGAGUUCGUACUGCUGGGUACGUUAUCCGGCGAGUGUGCAUGUGUCCACACCAUGACCAACAUGCUGUCGUGGCGCGGCACUUUGGGCAGUCCCGUGUUCGCUAGUCCUGUGCUGUAUGACAACGAUAAAUAUGUCGUUUUCGCUGAAGUCGCCGGCGAUAUACAUUGUAGGACUGUGGAGAAGGGCAUCAAGAUCUGGAAAUAUCAGGGUGCAAAAGGCAAUGUAUUUUCUUCAAUCUAUGUAAAGCAAAUAGACAAGCUGAAAUGGCAAAUGGUAUUUGGUUGCCACGACAAAGGCGUGUACAGUCUAAUGAUCAAGAAUUUCCAGCCAAGUUUGCUCUGGAAGACCCAACUUACCUCCCCAGUCUACUCCACCCCCUGUGGUUUGGAUCUCAGGUUCAUAUUAGCUGCAUCAAGUAACGGAAAACUAUGUGUUCUUGAUUCAGAUAAUGGAAUUGUGUUAGAAGAACACAGUUUACCAAAUGAAACAUUUUCUUCACCAGCUGUGUAUGGUGACUACAUAUUCAUAGGUUGUAGGAAUGACCAUCUGUAUUCAAUUAGAUAUAUUUUGAACUAUUGACUCAUCUAGUCCAACAAUCAAUUGGAGUUGAAUUUAAUUAAAAAUUUAAGUAUAAAUUGUUUAAUAAACAUAAGGACAUAUAGCUUUGUUGUUGUUAUUUGUUGAUAUGAACAUGUUUGUUAUAAAUAAAACACCUCUCAUAAUUAUAACUUUUAUUCAUGAUCUUACACAACAUAUAGGUAUAAUGAGCAUUCAUAAAUUUUGACUCGUUACAAGUAUGAUAUGGUUACAGAAUGAAACAAUGACCAAAUUGGAAUGCAUAACAUCUGGUACAAAUAACCUACCACUUGUGCAGAUCAUAUAAUAGCUUUGUAUACUUAAAAAGCAGCUUUAAAUAAAGUAUAAAUUCCUUUAAAUAAUAUUUUAUUUUUGGCAAUCAAAUGCAUAAAAUCCGUUUUGGAACCACUGGGAGCGUUGUACAUACAUUAAUACUUGAUCUACUGCCGAUACAUCUAAGCUCUUAAAAUUGUUAACCCAAAAUCCCUAGAGUAUUGUUAUUGUUGCCAGAACAGUUCUUAAACAAAUAUAAAAUUAACAAGCAAUGUACAUAAACAUGAUAUUAUAACAUAGUUCACUGUUCCUCCUCCCCGAGCUCCACUUUCACCUUGGAGAAGUCAAAGUCUUCACCUGUGCCAUACUUGUAAAUUUUAAUCACAUCUAAGCAGGUAGUCUCAAAGUGUGUGGUAGCAUCAUAAGACUCAGAUAUAAAGAUUUGGCUUUGAGUGCCAUCAUCAAGGGGCUCAUAGUAGUCUGUGACAGACACAAACUUCUGUCUGAUGGGGCCAAGCAGGUCUAGGCCUGGCUUGAUCUCAGUCUCAGGGUCAUUGGUCUCAACAGUAGUAGACACCAUGGCAAUGAACCAUCCUUUAGCAGCAACUUGGUGUGUGUACGACACAACUGAUAUGUAGAUAUCAGAAUGCCUUCCUACUUGCUUCUGGGGAAUGAUGAUUUGGGUGGACAAAGCAUCCUUUGUGUUGGGAAUAGGAUGAUCCAAUAAACAAAUGCAACGGAUCACCUGGGCCUUCUUGCGGACACGGUCAGGGACAUAGCUGGGGUCACAGUACACUUGCUUGCACUUGGCAAUCUCAUUGCCUGAUCGGACACCCACCACCUUUCCACCUUCUCCAAGAACUAUUUCAUCUAUAGGUUUGUCCAGCAUGUAGGUGCCUCCGUAGAUAGCAGAGAGACGAGCAAAGCCUUGGGGCAGCUCACCUAAUCCAUACAUGGGGUACAAGUAGGGAGAUUUGCCAUAUCUCGCCAGCGAGUCGGAGUACAGUUUAAUACGACGAAUGGUUUGUAUAGCUGGUUGCUGGAGGUAGUUAUCAUUGAGGUAGAGGGCCAGAGCGUGCCCAGUGAAGUCUUGGGUGUUCUUGUCGAGGCCGAACUUAUCAUAAAGCGACUGCAUGUUGGCCGUACUGGGGUCAAAGUCUUUCCAGGUCUUAGCAUCAUCUUCCUGGAAAUCUUGAACGUAAAUAAGGAAAUUUCGGAAGCGCCUCUUCUCGAACAUCCCCAUGAGAUCCGACGCCAGCGCCUCCUUUUGAUCGACGGGCACUUUUGAAAUCUUUCCGCCUUUGUAGACAUAGCUGCCCUCCACAGACUUGAAUUCCAAAUACCGAGUCACACCCGUGUGGAUGAGAAGCUUUACAAGAAGCCCAUUGGCCAUAAGCAGCUUGGGAAUCAAAUCGACAUUCCAGUCGCGACCUCGGCCGUAUGUUUCGUCGGGAGCCGGUGCGUUGAACUUUGCGAACAAUUCUUCUAACGGGGUAAUUGACGCAGAUUCACCACCGUAGUACUUAUUACGAUCAAUGUGCAAUACCUUCUUUCCGGACACGGAGAGCAUUCCACUGAGGAUGCACUCCUUCAAACCCGUUCCCAGAACUAUCGCGUCGUAUUCUUCAUCCAUGUUGAAAGAUAAAAGGGUUGAUUUUUCUAAUAGGAAAAUGCAAACCGGGAGGUAAACGUCAAAA
This is a messenger RNA of Helicoverpa armigera (cotton bollworm), 5818 nucleotides long. It is a transcript of the gene Aasdh, whose product is annotated as beta-alanine-activating enzyme. The record is from RefSeq and is a predicted model, not a curated record. The coding region runs from base 948 to 3851 and encodes 967 amino acids. Gene Ontology annotation, molecular function: protein binding. Gene Ontology annotation, biological process: amino acid activation for nonribosomal peptide biosynthetic process. Lineage: Eukaryota; Metazoa; Arthropoda; Insecta; Lepidoptera; Noctuidae. The transcript has 6 exons.